Gallus gallus (chicken) is the source of this 1760-nucleotide messenger RNA. RefSeq names its product tyrosine 3-monooxygenase/tryptophan 5-monooxygenase activation protein epsilon (gene YWHAE). Gene Ontology annotation, cellular component: cytoplasm. The transcript is spliced from 6 exons. Gene Ontology annotation, biological process: signal transduction. NCBI's taxonomy places the organism in Eukaryota, Metazoa, Chordata, Aves, Galliformes, Phasianidae. The record is from RefSeq and is marked provisional. Bases 109 to 876 code for a protein of 255 amino acids.
GCCGCCAUAUUUGCCCGGAGAGCAGCGAGCUGGUAGCUGCUGAGCCCCCCAGACCCAUCGGCUUCCAUCCGCCCCGUACGCUCCCCGACGCCGCUCCGCCUGCAGGACAUGGACGAUCGGGAGGACCUCGUCUAUCAGGCUAAGUUGGCCGAGCAGGCUGAGCGCUACGAUGAAAUGGUUGAAUCAAUGAAGAAAGUGGCUGGAAUGGAUGUGGAGUUGACAGUGGAAGAAAGAAACCUGCUUUCUGUUGCAUAUAAAAACGUGAUUGGAGCCAGAAGAGCUUCCUGGAGAAUAAUCAGCAGCAUUGAACAGAAAGAAGAAAACAAAGGAGGAGAAGAUAAAUUAAAAAUGAUUCGGGAAUAUCGGCAAAUGGUUGAGACUGAACUGAAGUUAAUCUGUUGUGACAUUCUGGAUGUACUGGACAAACACCUCAUUCCAGCAGCUAACACUGGCGAGUCCAAGGUUUUCUAUUACAAAAUGAAGGGGGACUACCAUAGGUAUCUGGCUGAGUUUGCCACAGGAAAUGACAGGAAGGAGGCUGCAGAGAACAGCUUGGUGGCUUACAAGGCUGCUAGUGAUAUUGCAAUGACAGAACUCCCACCAACACAUCCUAUCCGCCUAGGACUUGCCCUCAACUUCUCUGUAUUCUACUAUGAAAUUCUUAAUUCUCCUGAUCGUGCCUGCAGGUUGGCGAAAGCAGCUUUUGAUGAUGCUAUUGCAGAACUGGAUACGCUGAGUGAAGAAAGCUAUAAGGACUCUACACUUAUCAUGCAGUUGUUACGUGAUAACCUGACACUAUGGACUUCAGACAUGCAGGGUGAUGGUGAAGAACAGAAUAAAGAAGCGCUGCAGGAUGUGGAAGAUGAAAACCAGUGAGACACAAAGGCCAACAAGAGAACCCAUCUCUGACCACCCUUCCCCCUCCCCACAAAAACCCUCAGUGUCACUCUGAGAACCACCAAAUCUGACUUUUACAUUGGGUCUCAGAAUUUAGGUUCCUGCCCUGUUGGGUUUCUUUAUUUUUAUUUUUUUUUUACACAGUUUAAAAGUUCUUAAAGGCAAGAGUGAAUUUCUGUGGAUUUUACUGGUGCCAGCUUUUAGGUUCUUUAAGACACUAACAGGACUGCAUAAAGGCUCUUUCAGCAUUACUGUGUUGUCUCCUGCCAGCCGUGGUGAUGGCCAUUAGAAGUGGAUGUGACACCUGGAGGCUGUUAGACUUGUAGGGGAGAUUCCUUAUCACGAGGUAGCAUGCAUGUGGUGGCAUUUUUCUUUUUUUAUAACUGUUUAAACUGAAUUUUAUACCAAUGUUGAAACUUAAUUGGAUGUUUAGCUUGAAGUUACAGGUUGCAUUGGGACGUAUAUUGUAGUGGGGUUACUGUAAUUAAAAAAAAAAAAAAGGAAAAAAAAAACCUUCCAUACUGCUGAAACGUUGCUGAAAAACAUGGUGCUGGUAACAGUUCAACAAUCCGUGGCUGCUCAUUCUUGCCUAUUCUUUACUUUUCCUCCAAGCAGGUUAGCAUUGAAGGUGGCAUUGAUAAGCCUGCAUGCGUGUUCAAUAUUUUUUCUUUUCUCCCUCCCCCCUCCCCAUCUCCCUUCGCUCGCUCAACCUCUUUUGUUCAGUAUGUGUAACUUGAAGCUAAUUUGUACUACUGGAUAUCUGACUGGAGCCACAGAUACAGAAUCUGUAUUGUUCUUACUGAAACACAGCAUGGAAUUAACAUUAAACUUAAAUAAAACAAACCUAAAUUAAAAAUGCCAAA